UUCGCCAACUUUUUAAUUUCUAAAUCCUUAAACCUAACCUGACCUGAUUUGGAGAAUCAAAUCUCUCAAAUUUGGGGAAGGUUCAGGGAACAAGAAGAAGAUCAACAAGGAUUUUUUGGGGAGCUGAGAUUAAUUUAAUUUAACUUUAAAUGAUUUCUCCUCCUCAAAUUUCUUAAGGUUUUGCAGAAUACAAAGGCGAGCUUCGCUUCGCUUUUCUUUUGAAAUCCAUCCGCUUUUAUUCCUGAUUUCGAAAGAAAAGGAAAAAGCUCGCCUUACGUGGUAAAUUGAGUGAAAUAAUUCAAAAAUCCAAUGGAAGCCCAUUUCGCAAAAUUGGUGCCAGUCCCUCUCAUCCUCCUGAGCCUCUUCCCAAUCAUUGUCUUCUGUUCCUUCACUACAGUUCGAUCCGACCACGAAUCAUCUACGAUGAUUAAUCUCCGGUUGCCCUCAGAUGCCACGUCCGCGGAUCGAUGCAGUGCACAAGUGGAGUCACCCUUGUCCCGCCCCAUGUGUCCGGUAAGCUGCUUUAGACCAGACCCCGUGUGUGGGGUGGACGGGGUGACCUACUGGUGUGGGUGCCAAGAGGCACAAUGUGCCGGUGUUAAAGUGGGAAAAUUAGGGUUUUGUGAAGUGGGCAACGGGGGUUCUGCCCCUCUCUCUGCUCAGGCGCUGCUUCUGGUUCACAUUGUUUGGCUGAUCGUUCUCGGCUUUGCGGUUCUUUUCGGGCUGUUCUGAAUCGAGAACGACCAUUAGUUGAUGAUGAUUUUGCUGGUUUCUUGGAGGUCAAGCAAGCUUCAAUCCUUUUAAUCUUCUUGCAAUGCAGAGACCAUUUAACCGAUCAAUUGAUAUGACCCAGACACACAGAAAAACAAAGAACAUGCGUGUUGUGCAAGAAAGUCGUGAUCUUUUGUAUCUUUAAUUUUUUUUUUUUUUCCUUGAUUAGGUUUAUCUUUGAUACGAAAAAGGCCUCUCUUACAUCAUUGAGUAAUGGGAUU
Pyrus x bretschneideri (Chinese white pear) is the source of this 992-nucleotide messenger RNA. RefSeq lists its product as uncharacterized. The transcript has a single exon. Lineage: Eukaryota; Viridiplantae; Streptophyta; Magnoliopsida; Rosales; Rosaceae. Bases 310 to 732 code for a protein of 140 amino acids. The record is from RefSeq and is a predicted model, not a curated record.